AUGCCGCAGCGCCAGCUGACGCGCCUGCACAGCUUCAGGGAGCGCCUCGGCGACACCCUCUCUGCCCACCCUAAUGAGCUCCUCGCCCUGUUCUCAAGGUCAACCCCCCCCCCCUUCUCUCUCUCUCUCCCCCUCUCCCCAUGAAUCGGAAGCUGUUGCAGGAUGAUCGCGCCUCCUGCUGAAGUUUCUAGGGUUUGCCCUCCUGCAGGUUCGUCCACCAGGGGAAGGGGAUGCUGCAGCCGCACCAGCUGCUGUCGGAGUUCGACGCUGUCUUCCCCGAGGGGGACAAGCAGCGGCUUAAGGACGGCGUCUUCUGGGAGGUCGUCAGGGCUGCUCAGGUGACCCUCCCUCCGCCCCCCCCGUCCCUCUCCUUCUUCCCCUCCCCCUCCCUGUCCAUCUCGGAUAGACAGACAAUUAUUAAGAAGGUUUCUCUCUCUCAUCCCCCUGCAGGAAGCCAUCGUCCUCCCCCCCUGGGUCGCCCUAGCUGUCCGCCCCCGCCCUGGUGUCUGGGAAUACAUCCGCGUCAACGUGAACGAGCUCGCCGUGGAGGAGCUCAGCGUGGCGGAGUACCUGCAGUUCAAGGAAGAGCUUAUCGACGGCGGGUGAGUCUUCUUCUCUGGCGGGUUCUCCUUCUUCUUCUUCUUCUUCUUCAAAUCUUUGACCACCUGGUUUCCUGCAGGUGUCAUAGCAACUUCACUCUGGAGCUCGACCUGGAGCCAUUCAAUGCUUCCUUCCCCCGCCCUUCGUUGUCCAAGUCCAUCGGCAACGGCGUGCAGUUCCUCAACCGGCACCUCUCCUCCAAGCUCUUCAACGACAAGGAGAGCAUGGAGCCGCUGCUCAACUUCCUCCGACAGCACAACUACAACGGCAUGGUAAGAAUCCUGGUUCUCCUCCCCAUGCCCCCGCAACGCAACAGAGCUCUAACCCUCGAGACGGCUCUGUAUCUUGCAGACGAUGAUGCUCAACGACAGAAUCCGCAGCCUCAGCGCCCUCAGGGCGGCGCUGAGGAAGGCAGCGGAGCAUCUCCUCGCCAUCCCCGCCGACACUCCAUACUCCGAGUUCGACCACAGGUAACUACUGAUCCACCGAGCAAUAGAGAAUGUUAGAGAGAGAGAGAGAGAGAGAGAGAGAGAGAGAGAGAGCUCUUACUGAAGGUCGUCUUCUCCAUGGUGGGCAGAUUCCAGGAACUAGGGCUGGAGAAGGGGUGGGGGGACUGUGCGGGGCGGGUGGUGGAGAUGAUCUACCUGCUGCUGGACCUGCUGGAAGCCCCCGACCCGUGCACGCUGGAGAGCUUCCUGGGGAGGAUCCCCAUGGUGUUCAACGUCGUCAUCCUCUCCCCCCACGGCUACUUCGCCCAGGCCAACGUCCUCGGCUACCCCGACACCGGCGGCCAGGUGGGUCUUCUGCCCUAAUACUCCCCCCUUUUCUUCCUCUGUUCGAGCCCGGCACCACCGCUCAUCCCUUUCCGCUGCCGCAGAUCGUCUACAUCCUCGACCAGGUACGCGCGCUGGAGAACGAGAUGCUCCUCAGGAUCAAGCAGCAGGGCCUCAACAUCACCCCCCGGAUCCUCAUCGUGAGCCUCCCCUUCCCCUUCCUUUGGUUUCCUCUGUGCCUUUCUUCGACCUUCCUCCCCGACUGAAGAUGGCGGUGGUGGUGCAGGUGACCCGGCUGCUACCGGAUGCGACGGGGACGACGUGCAGCCAGCGGCUCGAGAAGGUCCUCGAGACGGAACAUACUCACAUCCUGCGGGUGCCCUUCCGCACCGAAAAGGGGAUCCUCCGAAAAUGGAUCUCCCGCUUCGAAGUCUGGCCUUACCUGGAGACCUUCGCCGAGGUAUUGCAGAGGAGAGCAUUCAUCCUCCAGCAUUCAUUCUUCCCUGGAUCGAUCGUUUUUCUGAUUAUAUUCGUGAUUUCUGGUAAGAAAAAGCAGAACGAACUGAUUCUCCUCCUUCCUCAUCUGCAGGACGUGGCCAAUGAGAUCGCCGGAGAGUUACAGGCGAAGCCCGACCUGAUCAUCGGCAAUUACAGCGACGGGAACCUCGUCGCAUCGCUGCUGGCGCAUAAACUGGGAGUGACGCAGGUAUGCAGCUGGCAGUUGCCCCCCCCCCCCCCGCGUCCAGCGGGGUCUCUUUCUCGCUCCUCCUCUCUGCCCUGACUGAUCUUUCUGCAAUUCUUCAGUGCACCAUCGCCCACGCCCUGGAGAAGACCAAGUACCCUAGCUCGGACAUAUACUGGAAGAAGUUCGAAGAGCAGUAUCACUUCUCGUGCCAGUUCACCGCCGACCUGAUCGCCAUGAACCACGCCGAUUUCAUCAUCACCAGCACCUACCAGGAGAUCGCCGGAAGGUCUCCCCACUUUUCUUCCUUUUUCUGAGCUCCGCGCGCCAUCUCUCUCUCUCUCUAGAGACCUGAAGCUGAAGCUUUCUCUCUCCGCUUCUGCAGCAAGGACACAGUGGGGCAGUACGAGAGCCACACGGCCUUCACGAUGCCGGGGCUCUACCGGGUUGUCCAUGGGAUCGACGUCUUCGACCCCAAGUUCAACAUCGUCUCUCCCGGUGCCGACAUGUCCGUCUACUUCCCCUACUCGGAGAAGAGCAAGAGGCUGACAGCGCUUCACUCCGAGAUCGAGGAGCUGCUCUUCAGCAAUGUCGAGAACGAAGAGCACAUGUCAGUAGUAGUCGGAGCUUCUGAAUACCCGCUUCUGAGAACAGUUCCUCCUCUCAAAGCCGACUGUGAUUGACGGGUUCCUCUGGUUUCUACGCAGAUGCGUUCUCGAGGACAGGAAGAAGCCCAUCAUCUUCUCCAUGGCGAGGCUGGACCGCGUGAAGAACAUGACUGGGCUGGUCGAGCUGUACGCCAAGUCCCCGCGGCUCCGGGAGCUCGUGAACCUCGUCGUCGUCUGCGGCGACCACGGGAAGGAGUCCAAGGAUCUCGAGGAGCAGGCCGAGUUCAAGAAGAUGCACUCCCUCAUCAAAGACUACAACCUCAACGGGCAGAUCCGCUGGAUCUCCGCCCAGAUGAACCGCGUCCGCAACGCCGAGCUCUACCGCUACAUCGCCGACACCAAGGGCGCCUUCGUCCAGGUAACAUUCUCUUCUUCCUCUUCUUCUUCCUCAUCCUGUUACUCUUCCUCUUCUUCUUCUUCUUCAUCAUCUUCUUGAUCUUCUUCGUCCUCCUGAGCGAGCUAUGGGUUCUUUUUUGCUCCAGCCGGCCUUCUACGAGGCCUUCGGGCUCACCGUGGUCGAGGCCAUGACCUGCGGUCUACCCACAUUCGCGACUCUUCACGGAGGCCCCGGCGAGAUCAUCGUCGACGGCGUUUCCGGCUUCCACAUCGAUCCAUACAACGGCGAAAAAGUGGCCGACAUCCUCGUGCAGUUCUUCGACAAGUCCAAGGCCGACCCCCAGCACUGGGAGAAAAUCUCCCAGGCCGGCCUUCAGCGGAUCUACGACAAGUGAGCAAAGCUCUUACCAUAUGCUUCCUCCUCCAUGGCCAGGACAGUGGCAGUCCCUAACUCUAACCCUAAUUCAGGUACACCUGGAAGCUGUACUCCGAGAGGUUGAUGACGCUCUCCGGCGUCUACGGCUUCUGGAAGUACGUCUCCAACCUGGAGCGGCGGGAAACCCGCCGCUACCUGGAGAUGUUCUACGCCCUCAAAUACCGCAACCUGGUGAGCCAGCCGCAAGAAUUAUAGUGAUCCGUGCGCUGAAUCGAAUCGAUGAACCCUAAUCUCUCUGCCCUUGCUGGUUUUUCAGGCGAAGUCGGUUCCUCUCGCUGUGGAUGAAGAACUGCCGGUCAACGGCGCCGCCAAGUAG
Messenger RNA from Spirodela intermedia, 3811 nucleotides. NCBI's taxonomy places the organism in Eukaryota, Viridiplantae, Streptophyta, Magnoliopsida, Alismatales, Araceae. The record is from the annotation of a GenBank genome assembly.